AUGUAUGGUCUGAAGCCUCACACUUGUCGGCGACCGGCCGAGCUAAGGCUGGAGUUUUCUUUACAAGUAUGUGGCUGUUCCAGACAAACUCGCUCCUGAUUCUUUCAGCUGCGUUCCUUAUGUUACAUCGCGUGGAAGGUGGUAGAAUUACUGCAAUGGGAUGCUUCAAAGACGUGAGAAAUAACAGGGCUUUGCCAGAAUUACUCCAUAGUUACAGAGGAGAUGAAUUAAACUGGGGAGAUUUGGGUGGUACUGUCAUUGAAAAGUGCCAAGAACUGGCCGAGAAAAAGAAAUACAAAUGCUUCGGAAUUCAGUUCUACGGCGAAUGUUGGUCUGGCAACGAUGCGUGCAAUAACUUCGAGAUCCAUGGAACGGCAGACAACUGCUUGUGCUCGGGGAACGGUUAUAAACCUUACGAUCCCAAGAGGGGAUACGACUGCGUUGAACCAGUGGGCGGAAAGCUUUCUAACUUCGUUUACGAAAUAGAGGGGUAAUAAAGAAAAAAGCCAGCCAAGUUAAAUAAAUUCGGCCGUACAGGAUAAGAAGCUUUCAUAUUCCUUCGAGUGCAGUACACUGUCUUUGCAAAACAAGAUCUCUUAUAGACCAGACAAGAAUUUGAAAAAAAGAUUUCGUUGUAGCUGAUCAUGAGUGAUGUAAUGUAAUAAAAAGCUUUCAUUUCAA
Molecule: messenger RNA, 681 nt
Organism: Orbicella faveolata
Lineage: Eukaryota; Metazoa; Cnidaria; Anthozoa; Scleractinia; Merulinidae
Source: RefSeq, a predicted model, not a curated record